Molecule: messenger RNA, 1918 nt
Organism: Rotaria sordida
Lineage: Eukaryota; Metazoa; Rotifera; Eurotatoria; Philodinida; Philodinidae
Source: the annotation of a GenBank genome assembly
AUGGAUUGGUUGGUCAAAUGAAACAAGUACAUAUAUAAGAAUAAAAUUUCAAUUUGAUUCUAUUCGUCAAAUAAAUCGUGUAACAAUACAUACAAAUAAUUUAUUUUCAAAAGAAAUUCUUAUAUUUAAAACUGCAAUAAUAUCAUUUUCAAAAAUUGAUAAUGAAAAUAAUUAUUCAAAUAUAAUUAUUUAUCAACAUAAUCGUGAUGAUAUAUUUGAAAUAGCACGUCCAAUAUUAAUUGAAUUAAAUAAUCAUAUAGCUAAAUUUGUACGUUUAGAUUUAUAUUUUGAUUCAAAAUGGUUAUUAAUUAGUGAAAUAACAUUUGAUUCACAAAUAUAUAAUGAAAAAAUUGAAAAGAAUAAUGAAAUUAAAGAAAAAUUUCUUAGAAAAUCUUUUAAUAUUGAAAAUGAUUUACGUAAAAAUUAUCGAGAUAUACAAAAAACAACAAUAUUAAUGAAUUCAUCUGCAAAAAUAUCACCAGUUAUUACAAUUGAAUUAUCUUUAGCUUUUUUUAUUGGUGCUUUAUUAGUUAUUACUAUUUUAUUAAUUGUUUCACUUAUAUGGAUUCUUAAACGAAAGAAAAAAUUACAAUUUCAAAAAUUAACUGAAAAACCAUGUAAUAAUUCAUCAUGUUAUACUUAUCCAACAUUACAAAUACGUGAGUUCCAUGAUUUAAAUGCACCUAUUGAAAGUGCUAUUGAUGAUCGUGAAUAUGCAAUACCAGAUGUAAAUUUCUAUUCAACAUUUUCACCUAAACAUAAUUUAACUAGUCCUCAUCUAAUACGACCAUUAACAAUAAAUUCAAAUAAUAUGAAUUCAUAUCCAACUUUAAAACCAAUAUUACAUUGUUGUAUUCAUCAACAACAACAAAAACAACAUUUAUCUAUGUAUCAACAAUCAUCGAUAUUAUUUUCUUCGAUAGAAGAAAUUCCAUCAAUUGAAGCUACUUGUGGAAAUAGUUUAAUGAUUACAAUGAAUCUAAUUAUGGAUAAUAAACAAAUAUCAAUAAAAGAAAUAAAUAGUGAUGAUUUAAUUUGUAUUGAUAAUAUUGGUCAUGGAUUAUUUGGAAAUAUACAUCUAGCUGAAUUACAAAUAACUAAUAAUGAUAAUCAGAUAGAAAAACAAAAUGUAAUUAUUAAAUCAUUAAAUGAAAAUGUAGAUGUUAAACAAAAAGCAUUAUUUUGGAAAGAAAUUGAAUUACUUUCAAUAAUGAAUAAUACAAAUGUAUGUUCUCUAUUGGGUAUUUUGAAUUCACAACGAACAGUAGCUAUAUUUGAAUAUUAUUCACUUGAUUUAUAUCAAUAUCUUCGUCAACAAUCAAUACCAUUAGAUAAUUGUUCAGCAUCAAGUUUUUUACUUUCAUUAGCAUGUCAGAUAGCAUCUGGAAUGAAAUAUUUAUCAUCUCUUCAAAUAAUUCAUCGAGAUUUAGCUACAAGAAAUUGUUUAAUUUCACCUAUAGAUCAUCAAUUACAUUUAACUGAUAUUGCUAUGGCUAAAUUAGAAUAUGCAAAUGAUUAUGCACGAGUUGGACAACAUCAAUAUCGUAUUGCAAUACGAUGGUCUGCUUGGGAAUCUAUAUUUCUUAAUAAAUUUUCUUUGAAAUCCGAUAUUUGGUCAUUUGGUGUAACACUUUAUGAAUUAUUUACUUAUGCACGACAACGUCCUUAUCAUACAUUAACAAAUGAACAAUUCAUACAACAAUUUGCUUGUCUAUCACACACAGAAUUAUCACCAUCAUGUUUAAUCAUAACUAAUCUUCAUUUACCACAACCAGAAUUAUGUUCAAAAGAAAUUUAUGAUAUGAUGUGUGAAUGUUGGCAAAGAGAUUCUCAACAUCGACCAUCAUUUGCUGAUAUACAUACAUUUUUACUUGGUAAAGCAUCUGGUUCAACUUCAUUGACAUUAUCAGGGCUAUAG